UACCGGGAAACGGGUUGGCCAGGCUAUAUAUAUAUAUAUUUGUCUCUGGAUAAGACCAGCAAGCGAUUUCCGUUUGCACUUUGUUGAUUAUUUUCUGUAUUCGUCAUCAUCAUGUCGAGGCAUUGGGUUAUUUCCUAUUUUGUCUUAUUAUCUAUUGUAGGACUACUUGCAGAAGAUGUUACAGAAAAGGAUGACUCUGAGGACAACUAUAUUCUUGAGGAUGAUUAUUAUGAUGAUUACAAUCCACCAGCAACGACAGGAAAGGGUGUUGAGCAGGGACAACAGGAAGGUCAACAGACUCCACAGGGAUCUAGAUACCAAACUACACUGAGAUCAGAAAACAGUGAACAGGGAACAACAGUGAAAUCAGGACAAAAUCUUACAGUUUCAGAAGAACUGGUAGUUAAACAUGUUUCAAUAGGACUUAAUAAAACACGUACCCAACAGGAAACUGAACAGACAGGAGCUGGGCAUGGUCAACAUAAAGCAGCAGAACAACAGAGACAAAGUCAACAGGGAUCUGGACAGGGUCAACAGGGAUUGGAACAGGGUCAACAGGGAUCGGGACAGGGUCAACCACCAGGACAGAGUACACCAUCGGGGCAGGGUCAACCACAAGGAGCAGGACAGGGUCAACCACAAGGAGCAGGACAGGGUCAACCUUCUGCAGGACAAGGUCUGGGACAACCACAAGGAGCAGGACAGGGUCUAGGACAACCACAAGGAGCAGGACAGGGUCAGGGACUACCACAAGGAGCAGGACAGGGUCUGGGACAACCACAAGGAGCAGGACAGGGUCUGGGACAACCACAAGGAGCAGGACAGGGUCUGGGACAACCACAAGGAGCAGGACAGGGUCUGGGACAACCACAAGGAGCAGGACAGGGUCUGGGACAACCACAAGGAGCAGGACAGGGUCUGGGACAACCACACGGUGCAGGACAGGGUCUGGGUCAACCACAAGGAGCAGGACAUGGUCAACCACAAGGAGCAGGACAGGGUAAAUCACAAGGAGCAGGACAGGGUCAACCACAAGGAGUAGGACAGGGUCAACCUUCUGCAGGACAAGGUCUGGGACAACCACAAAGAGAAGGACAGGGUCUGAGUCAACCACAAGGAGCAGGACAGGGUCUUGGACAACCACAAGGAGCAGGACAGGGUCUGGGACAACCACAAGGAGCAGGACAGGGUCUGGGACAACCACAAGGAGCAGGACAGGGUCUGGGACAACCACAAGGAGCAGGACAGGGUCUGGGACUACCACAAGGAGCAGGACAGGGUCUGGGACAACCACAAGGAGCAGGACAGGGUCUGGGUCAACCACAAAUAGAAGUACAGGGUCUGGGACAACCACAAGGAGCAGGACAGGGUCUGGGACAACCACAAGGAGCAGGACAGGGUCAGGGACUACCACAAGGAGCAGGACAGGGUCUGGGAAAACCACAAGGAGCAGGACAGGGUCUGGGACAACCACAAGGAGCAGGACAGGGUCUGGGACAACCACAAGGAGCAGGACAGGGUCUGGGUCAACCACAAAUAGAAGUACAGGGUCUGGGACUACCACAAGGAGCAGGACAGGGUCUGGGACAACCACAAGGAGCAGGACAGGGUCAGGGACUACCACAAGGAGCAGGACAGGGUCUGGGACAACCACAAGGAGCAGGACAGGGUCUGGGACAACCACAAGGAGCAGGACAGGGUCUGGGUCAACCACAAAGAGCAGAUCAGGGUCUGGGACAACCACAAAUAGAAGUACAGGGUCUGGGACAACCACAAGGAACAGGACAGGGUCUGGGUCAACCACAAGGAGAAGGACAGGGUCUGGGUCAACCACAAGGAGCAGGACAGGGUACACCACAAGGAGUAGGACAGGAUCAACAGGGACAGGCAUCUGAACAGGAAUCUGGUGACCGUCAACUUGAAUCGCCUUCUUCAGGUCAUUUUAUGGGAUAUUUCUUAACAUUAAUUGUUUUAUGUGUUGCUGGAUAUGUUGUAUUCCAUAAUAAACAAAAGAUUAUCGCUUUUAUCAUAGAAGGUCGGACUGGUCGUCAGAGAAGACGGGGUAAUGAUAGUGGUGGUGAUUAUAAAAGAUUACAGAGUAAUGUGGAAGAAGUUAUGCCGUCUUUAGAUAAAACAACUACAUCCAAGAAUUUUAUCUAUUAAACAAGUUCUUAUUAAGACGCACUGUAUGAUUUGUUUAUAUGUAGUACUUAACUAAAGCAAAAGUUGCAUUUAUAACGGAAACAAGUUCAAGAAAUUAAAAUGAGCAAGUGGUUGCUGAAUUCAAUAAGGGAACUGUUUUUUUUUAUGCUAUUUCAGUUGGAACUCGCUAGAAAAUGAGUUGGUCCAAAAUUAAUAACCAAUAGAAUAGUGAAAAAUCCAUAUUCCAUUUUUAGAAAACAUUUUGGCAAUGCUUUAUAGUAAAAAUUGCUGUACAGUAAUAGUAUGAAAUCGCAAAAUCCUGUCUAAAAGUUACUGUUCCAAUUAAUUUGAAUUUUGUUGCAGGGAGGGAUAUAGACACAAAUCUAAAAUUAACUUUAAUUAUCAUUAAGUUGUGUACUGUAUGAUAUUUCUAUGGUAAAAUAGAUUUUGUAAAACAUUGUACAAUUAUUUUUGUGAUAAUUUAGAAAUUUCCUGUAUAUGCAAUAGCAUUAACCACUAUUGAAUGGCUUGUUCCUGAUACGGUAGAUGCUAAGGUGAUUGUUUUGCAGUUACCGUGUUUUCACUAUAAAUAACAUAAUAAAUUUUAUUAUAUUUCUUAUUGAGGCAAAUCUUGGUUAUAUUUAAGUUGGGUAAAAGUAGAUGAAAUUGUUAUAUUUAAUGGCUAACAGUAUUGUGAUAUAUUUAUGUAUUUAAAAGAACAGUAAUGCUAUAUUCUUCAAACUAGAAUUUUUGCCACAUAUAUUCUUAUAUUAUAUAACAAAUUUAGAAAUUUCUUAUAGCAGUAUUCCAAAGCUAUAAUUUAAUGAGCCGCCAGUAUAAAAGUUGUCUUGGAAAUUGUGGUUAGUUUUAGGAGAAUCUGACAUAUUUGAUCAAAUCUUUCUACAUCUUCAUACUUUUUUUAUGCUUCUUCAUGGGUAUACUUAAUGUGAAUAAAGAUAUUAAAGUUUUUGAUUUGUUAUCAAAUUCUAAAUUAGUUCAUAUCAUAAGAUGCAGCUCAUAAUGAAAUAAUUGAUGACAACAUUAUGCAUAUAAUGUGGUCUCAGUAGUUAUCAUAACAGUGGCAAGCACAAGUCUGUGAUGGUGAUGAUUUAUUGUAAUUAUAUGUAUGACAUAUGGAACUUCUACUGUACCCAUUAAAAACUUCUGAAAAGAUUCUAUAAAGGGAAAUGGUAUUUUAUUUUAUUAAAAGUCAUGUAAUUUAAUUUUGUAGAGGUGGUUUUGUGAAAGCUUCCAGAUUAUAUAAAGAUCAGAACUGUGGAAUUAAAUAUAUUGUAUAGUUUUGAACCUGUAAAUUAUUUAAGAAUCCACCCAUCUCUAUACCUUAUUCUAUGUAAACAUGUACAUGUGUAUAGAUAUUGAUCUAAUGUAAACUCAUGCCUUUACUUUCAAUGCCAUAUCGAUCAAUUCAUUCAGACCAUUAAUGUUCUUUGCAUUUUUUUUUCGUUUCCUAAAUGCACACAAGGGUUUUUAUUAAAAAUUAAGAUUGUGUGUGAAUUGGAACUGGUUGUGAAAGUAAAUAAAAAUUAUAAUUAUAGAAGAUGGCCUAUUUGUAAAUAAUAAUGGGUGUGACUGUUACACGAGAGCAUCUUUUUUUUUCUAUUGCUUAUUAUCAUCACAAGAUUAAUGUUUGUUGUAAAUAAAAUGGGGUAACUUUUUAAAAUUGAUUUAUGCAAUAACUACUUUCAUGAUUUAUUGUCCCUUGCCUUUACAUAAUGUCUGUCUGUAACACAUUGUGGGACACAGUAUUAAUCUGCUUCUAAUUGAGCUAGAAAUCUUUGUUACAUUGUUGUUUUGACGAUAUCAAUAAUGCACAUUUUCUGCCGAGAGGAUAAGUAAUUUGAUUGGUUGAGACUUCUGAACACAAUAACAGAUUCUAACUGUGUGAUAAUUUUGGAAUUUGGUGUAUAGUUUCAUUAUAUCAAUACCUUGACUGAAGUUCAGUUAUAAGCAUUUUCUGCUUAGGCUAAUUCACAAGAGUCUUAAAUUUCUUUGGUCAAGACUUCUCCUUCUUUUUGAGGUAGAAUGUUCAAACUUGUGUAGGUGUUUAUUAGUUAAAUGGCUUGACUGGGUUCAAUGAUAAGUAAUUUCUGCCAAGGCCAAGCAGAGAUAAAUAAUUUCAUUGGUCGAGACUUUGUGGUCAGACUUGGAAGUAUAGUUUAAAUACCUUAAAUAAGUUUGAUCAUGGGCAUUUUCUGCUGAGGCUAAGUUUGAUUGCCCAAUAAAUGUGUAUGUAUGUGUCAUCUUUUUAUUUUGCAAUUGAGGCAGGGGACAUUAAACUUCAUUGUUGGCUUGUUUUAUUAUUCAUUAGCAUAGUAUUUUCAUUACAUAUUCGUGACCUUCUUAUAUGUUUUAUAAUAGAUUUUGACAAAACUCGAAAAUUGAUUUAAUGUUAACUUUUAUGUGUAUUUGGGCAUUUGUAUGAUUACCAUACAAAAUUACAUAUACUGUAUUUUGUUAAAUUUCAAGAUAAAAUUAUUUCAUUGUGUGUAGAUUUAAAGUUUAGAAAAACAUGGUCUUUAAAUCUCACCUUAAAAAAGAUAUAUUUCUGUGAUACAGUACAUUAAUUUAUUAACAUUUCAUCCUGCCAUAUAUUAUUGCUUGUUUUAUGAAAGGAAUAUAGAUAUGGUCCAUUAGCAUAAUUGUCCUCUUUAAGUUUUCAUUUUAUUUUUACUUAAAAAUUAUAUAUUUUUUUAUAUUUGUUGUUAUUGUAAGGCAAGACAAAGUAGAAAUCUUGUUGGUAAUUCUUAAAGGAGGUUAUUUAUUAAAUGCUGUUUGUACAUCAAAUUAUGGAGAUUUCAAUAAAAUGGUUUUUGCUUAAA
This is a messenger RNA of Patella vulgata (common limpet), 4982 nucleotides long. Its product is annotated as fibroin heavy chain. NCBI's taxonomy places the organism in Eukaryota, Metazoa, Mollusca, Gastropoda, Patellidae. The transcript is spliced from 5 exons. The record is from RefSeq and is a predicted model, not a curated record. The coding region runs from base 112 to 2163 and encodes 683 amino acids.